AUGGCAGAUUUUGGCUUUUCUUCGUCGCCUUCUUCCAGUUCAGGAGGUGGAAUGGAUAGCGCUAAAAGAAGUGAAUUGAUGGACCAAGUUAAAAGCCAGCUUUUAGUCGCACAGUUGCAGGAGUUACUGUCGGUAAGUUUAUAUCGAGGGAGGGCAGUUUACAUGUGUACUACACGUGCACAAAUAAGCUUUAAAUGUGUGCCCAACCGGCGUUUUCCAUUCAUGACAAUAAUAUUCAUUCAACUUAAUUAAUUUUAUUACUGGCUGCAUUAUGUACGGCUCGCACUACACACAAUCCAUCGGAAAAUACAAGGCUUAAUGCAACAACGAUACCCGCCAUCUUUAUUACACGCGCAAGCGAUGUCACAUGGUACUUAAAUGAGAAAUCGAGGUUUUACAGUAGUUUCAGUGUUUCCAAGUGUUAUGUAGUUAUUGCUUCCUGUUCCUGUCAUCCUGUGAGGACAUUUACAAUAGGCCAGUUGCACUAAGAGGUCACGUGACCAAUGCUUCCUUUAAACAAUGAGUUGGAAUCUUGCUGAUGCCAAAAAUUGACAGAGCACAUAAAAAUUAUCUUACACCCGAAAUUUGAGGGGAAAUGCAUUUAAGGGAGAUAUUUUAUGGCACUUUGAUUUUUGAACAAAGCAGUAUGAUUUGUAUUGGCUGCCAUGUUGGAGGGCAUACUCUUGCCCUCCAACAUGGCGGCCAAAACUACUUUUUGCUUCUAUCUUGUUAAACGUUUGAUAGUUACGCUCAGAUGUGCUGUAAACGUUACCACAUCAUCUUUUCAACAUUUUCCUUGAACUUUAAGUGCAAAAUUUGUGUUCUGAAAGAUGUAAUUCCUAAUUUUAAAAAUCACAUUUUGGUCACGUGACCAGCUACGAACUUACUCAUUUUAAGAAAAUGGUGCGGGUUUGACAAACCAAAUCACUAUUAUUUUGUUUAAGAUAUGACCCACUAAUCGUUUUUCGAAGGCAAAAUCAUAUACCUUUCAUUUUCAAAAAACGAUGUCACAUGCCUCUUGGUGCAAAUGGCCUAUUUCGCCUUCGUAUGAUCAUUUUGUGUGAGGGGACUGGGGCGAGUUUCAAGACCAAAACCUUUUAGCCAAGUAGAAUUAUUAUCAAGGUCGCUAUUAAAGGGACACAGUCAGCUAUCGGACCGUGCUGACCUGGACACCACUUUUGCCAGUUUGGAAAGUGUUUACCUCAACCUGAAAUCAAAUGUACGCCUCGGAUACAUCUAGAAAUCCGCUUCAGUCUUGCCUAGUGUUUCAUUUGAUCCUCAAUCUGUUAUAGAAAACCUCUUUUUGAGCAAGCUUUAACUCAUCCUAUGACAUUAUUUUAUCAUAUUUGGUCAAAAACAGUAUCCAAAGGAACAUGAACAGAAGAGGUGAGAAACGUGUAGGUGCCGGGUGAGAGAAAUUGCUAUCAGUUACCAAAAUAACAGAAGAAAUGAAUCAAUAACAUUGGCAAGCAGAUAAUCGUUAUAUAUAUUUGGAAAAUAGAUGGAAAAGGUUGCAUAUGUUUGGAAAAUCAAACAUUCUCGACCUUGAACCUUCGACAAUGAUUCAUGCAGACUCCGUAUCAUUUCUCACCUCUACUGAUGAUCGAAUUCAGAAGCAUUCGUUGAUGUUUGGCUUUCCCUGGACAAAUCCAUCGGUGAAUUCUCAAUGUAACUAGUUCAACUCUACAAGGUUUGUUUUGAGUAUUCCCGAUACGCUUCUCAAAUUCUGUUUGAGGCGCGUGUCUUGUGACAUGCAAAUCAGCUAAGAAAUAGUAUCUAAUGUAUUUGUGCAUCAGCUGACUGUGUCCCUUUAAAAUCAGUUGGACUACGAAAGGGGCCAUAAUUAUGUCUUUUUAAGUGACCGGUGAAAAUCACAGCCACCUUUGAAGUCCCAAUGUUAUAUGCACACUAGGUGAAGCACAGUGCAGAACAUUGGAAUUACCUUCAUUGCAUUAAAAGAUGGUGGGUAUCGUGAAUAAGGUCUAUUCUUAGCACGUGGGAUGCAAUUUAAUAUGGAGAUGAUCAUAUUUGAUGAUGCAUCAGGGUUUGCAAAUUUUAUUGAUGAAUGGAGUCACUGUGACUUCUGCUUCACAAAUUUUGGAGUCAUUUUGGAAUAUUUGGAGUCAAGUAUCACAACGAAAAAAGCCUUUUUCAGACUUUGCAGCACGUGGUCCUGGCAUGUACGUGUAUACACUAUCGUGAGGGAUACACAAAGUAGCUGUGGCAGUCCGCUGACCUGGAAAGCUCAAAUCCAUGAUGGCGGUCAUCGAGUAAACUUUGAUCAUAAUUUACCCUCUUCCUGUUUUGUCGUGCAGUAUAAUUCUUUAAUUUUGAUGAUUUAAUUAAGGUUUACAACAUUUACAAUUAACGUAAAUUGUAUUUGUUGCGAAAAAGGUAAGGACAAAACUGUGUUUGUUACCGAAAAUUUCUGGAGUCGAAGUGGCUCCCUGUUUGUUACUAAAAAUUUCUGGAGUCAAAUAGACUCCCUCCGUAACCUCUGUGGAGUCAUCUGAACAAUUCUGGUGUAUUGGCGAACCCUGAUGCAUGCACAGCUCUCAAGUUAAUUUGCUGGCUAAGGGUGAGAUUUUUUGAAAGCAUAGCCGUCAAUAAUAUUGUGACGCCAUACAGCUGACAUCUUCCUGGGGUGGGGUGGUGGGAUGGGGGGGGUAGAGGGGGAGACCAGGCUCCCAUACGUAAUACAACUGGUUCAAAAGAUGACUUUUCGUUGGCCAGUUUGAUAGUAAAAAUGACCAACACAUGGUCCAUAAUGUUGUGGAAAAUUUUUACCGUUUAUUUUUACCAUAAAGAGUUAGAGACUAGUUUAUCUUGGUGCCUCUUGUGUUUUGAAGCAAGUACAUUCAUGUACAUAUCUGGUAUCAACAGCCAUUUUAUAUCCUUUUACCUCUUAACCAGAAAAUGUCAGAUAAAUGCUUCAAAAAGUGCAUUUACAAGCCAGGGACACAGUUGGACAAUUCAGAGCAGGUGAGAAUGAAAUCCUUUCUGAAAUAACUAGAAGUAGGUUUGUUACCAGGUAAAUCCGCUGUCAAAAAUUUGACUUUUGAGUGAGUUGAAAUUGAAUAUCUUUGUUGAAAAUAAAAUAUAAUGCACUUUAUUACAGCCAGCUCUCUCUUAAUGGACACCUCUCCACGACGUUAUAUGGUUUUUGAAAACUUGUUAGGCUGAUAGUUUUUCAAAGUUCAUUUUUGUUGCUUGAAACAGUCAUUAUUUAAUUAUUUAAUGCCUGGGAGACAUAUUUGUUUUACACGUAGCUCUGAUAUUAUCAUUUACAAGUGAUUUCUCAAGUUCUAUAGCAAAUAAGAAUGCGCAACUGGUAUUAUCAACAAAAUGAACUAGACAGCCAUAACACAGUCCCUUAACUUAUAGUACUACAGUGUAUGUCUUUCCUUAUAAGAAGCCAAAUCCUGAAUAAACACUGGUUCUGAGAAUGAACUUUUGUAGUAGGAAAAGAUUGAAGGUUAAUAAGGGCAAGGUGCACUAGUGUGUAAAGAAAAAGGAGGGAAUCCUUAGAAGGCCAGAAUAGACUGUAAAUUCAGUCACCUGUGGGACUGCCAUAUCAAGUUUUAAACAAAUACUGGGAGUCCUUGAUGACUGAGAGAAUACAGUAGCCUUGGCACUUAAUGAUUUGAUACUGCAGGGCUAGAAAUUAAAAAAAUCCUCAGGUCGCCAUUUGGUGACCAGCUGGAGAAAUAAUUAUUAUAGUUGCCAGAUCCAAAUUUUUAGUCACCAGUUUGUAUAAUGUAAAUGACGCAGCUCAUAGUAUGGUGCAAUCCAUCAGAUUUGAUUGUUUGAAAAUAUCGCAGACAGAAGUGGGUUUAAAUUUAGAGGUAAACUGGCUUUGUUUAUGCGAUUUGGAACAUUUUUUAUGACUAGAGCAAAGCAAGAUAAGGUGAAAUGUUUGUUUUAACCUUACUCUUUUAAUUUAAAUCUAAAUCGUAGAGAAAAUUUAAUUUGGUCGGCAAAGUGGUGACUAAACCAGAAUUUUUCGUCACCAAGGAGAAAAUGUUGGUAGCUUUGGGGACCGUAUCAGUCACCAUUUCCAGCCAUGUACUGGGGUAAUACUGUAUGCAUGCACUAUUGAUAUAUUGCAAUAACAUUAUGAGUAAAACGCUAACCCAAAACUUGAUACUGUACAAGAGAGGCUAAGACAGCACAAUGUACAUACACUUGUGGGCACUUAAUACAGGCAGUCAUUAUGGCUCUUGAAGGGGGAUUGAAUGUUAAUCAAGAAUAGUAUUAGAUGGUGCCUUCCAUUCUUUCUUAAGCUCUCCAUAUUAUUUGGCUAGAUGCUUUAAAAUGUAGAAUUUUCAUGAUAAUUAUUUAAACAGGGAAAUCUUAAUGAUAAUUAUUACUCAUGUACAUGCACGUGAUUCGUAAAUUUUUCCAUUAUUUCAUUUAUUGUAAAAAAAAAAGCAAAUCAAACAAGAAACAAUAUUGAAACUUAAAACUGCCACUUAUAAGCCGCGGGGCUCAAACAUCUCCGUAAGGGGUUUUAGGAGGCUCAGGAAGGCUUAUAAAUUGGGCUUAUAUCUGUUUGGGCUACAGAGUUCUCAGUACGUCAGUGCUGUCAACUCUCCCGGAUAAUCCAGGAGACUCCAGAUUUUGGACCGUAUCUCCUGGUCUCCAGAUUAGAGUAUGGCAUCUCCCAGAUAAUCGCCAAAAUUGCUAUUUCUUGUAGACUCGACUUUCCGACCAUAAAAUUUCAAACUAGUAAUGUUUUGCAUUGUUUGAGCUACUGCGGGAACGUUUCCCCAUAAAUUCUGGUAUGCCACUGUAAUUUAAGCAAUAAUGUGGCUAAAUAUGAACUGUUUAUGUACUAUAUUUGUCGAUCGGAAUCAACAAGUAUUUUUGGCACAAAUGACAUCAUUAUUUUGUCGUGUGAUAUGACAUCAUCUAUCCUUUCUUCCCUAUCAAUUCUCAAUGUUUGAUGACGUGGGGUGUUGACAGCCCUGGUAAGUGGCGGCAACCAGCUAAAAUACCGGCUAGUUUGAGGUCCGAGCCAUCUACUUUUGGGGAAAAUGGGUACAGUGAGGGUGUGAAAGCCUCAAAUUACCUACAACACUUGAUUGCCAAGCUGCCUAGUUUUACAUCCUAGGCUUGAAAACAUCAUAAUAAAUCGAAUUCAUUUCAACAUAUCUGAUGUGGCUUAAUUGUGGUGGGAGGGUGGAGGGGGGGGGGUGGUCUUAUAAUCAGAUGUAUUUUUUGUUUACAAGUAGAUGGGCUGGGUCAUAACUGGGGGAUGGGGCUUAUAAGGGGCAGUUUAUGGUGUACAUGUACAUUUAUCGUGUUCGCUUCUUUUGUCAUUUCUUUCCUUUUUUUUCUUUCAAAUGUAAUAAAACGGAAAGCAGAAUGAAAUGUUAAGACAGAAUCCAUUAGGAAAGUGAGUAAUUUUAGUUUUCAUUGGACGAAAAUCUUGUACCAGAAUAAAUUAAGCCAUUUCACAUUCUUUUUUACUUUUUUUCAAGGGCUAUAGAUAUAAUUAGUUAUCUGUAAGAACGCCAAAGACAAUUUCUUAUUGGCAGAGAAAAUUGAUUUCAAACUUCACAGAAAUUGUGCAAACACAAGUACAAAUCAUGCUUUGUGAAAUUUGAACCUUUUGAAAUUUAUUUUCUCGGGCUCCAGUAACAAAUUUUCUUUGGUGUUAUUAAAAAUAACUAACUACAUGCAUAGCCUUUGAAGAGCAAUACUCUUUAAAUUAUUCUGGUACAAGAUUUUUGUCUACUGAAAAUAAAAAUUACUCAAUCACUUAAUGGAUUCCGCCGUAAGCUCUACGGUCAUGCGCCUGCUUACUUGAUCGAUUUGAUUGCUAUUAAAGAACAGCCGCGCUAUAAUCUCCGUUCAGCUAGCGGUCUUAUCUUAUUAAAGUAUUCUUACUAGUUUAAAACUGAAAAAGACUUCAGGGGAUCGUGCCUUUUCAUCUGCUGCCCCAAAUUUAUGGAACAAUAUGCCCCUUCACAUCCGUCUUGAGGACAAUUUUGAACGUUUUAAAUCUUUACUUAAUUGAAACGCAUCUUUUUAUAUAGUUUUUGAUAUGUAAUGUUUCUAACCUACUGUGUGAUAUAUUUAGUGUUUUUAUCUUUAUUUAAUUUUAAGCGUUGUUUUCUCUUAGCGUUAAUUAUUAUUCUUAUUUUAGCUUCUAUUUUCUUUUAACAUUUACGUCUUGUCACGCAUUUUUGAUCAUAUUUGCAUGGAAAAGGCGCGUUGUAAAUUUUUAAUUAUUAUUAUUAUUUUUGUUUGUGUCUUUCAGAAAUGCUUAUCAAUGUGCAUGGAUAGGUAUAUGGAUGCUUGGAAUACAGUUUCAAAGACAUACACAACCAGACUACAGAAAGAGCAUAGUCAAGGCGGAAGUUUUUAA
Porites evermanni is the source of this 6373-nucleotide messenger RNA. The record is from the annotation of a GenBank genome assembly. NCBI's taxonomy places the organism in Eukaryota, Metazoa, Cnidaria, Anthozoa, Scleractinia, Poritidae.